UUCACCGAGAGGGAAAGCCUGUUCUAAUAUCGUAUACUGGUAGGAAACCAAUCUUUUCUCACCAGGUGGGGCCUGACAUCCCCGGUUUACCCUGCUGAAGAGUCGCUGCUGUGCCAUCCCUGCCCUCUUAAAGCCUCAAGAGCUGACUGGCAACAUCACCAUCUAUUACAAACAUAAAUCAUACGCCCUGUGCGUCAUGUAAACGGGCAACACUUGUUUGUUUUUCUUAUAAUCUCCAGUGAUGUGUUUGACCUUUUCUCCCCCUGGAAGGAGGACAAACGCUUGCUUUUGUGGGUGGAGAUUUUGUACGUUCGCCCAUCUGGAGGCAGCAAGCAACCCUUUGCUUGCAGAUCCGACAGUUUGCUGCCUGAUCUGCGAAAGCUGCUCUAGCCAGCAGCCGGGUGAGGCUGGAGAGCUUCGUGUAGGACCAGGUGGUGCACGGGGCUCCCAUAUCCGCAGCCCCCCCUCCUUUCCACUCUCCUCCCACUGCUGUCCAGAGCUGUCAACGGGGAAAGGAACUGGCUCAUCUACUGGCAUCAGGGGAGGCGAAGCGAGAACGGAUCUAACCACAUCCCUGAGCAAAGUGCCUGAUUGCCUUUCCCAGCCGCAGAUGACGUCGCUGUGACUUCAGCACUAGCGGGUCUGGACAGCUCCUGUCCAGGAAGCUAGCUGGGAUCUAUGCUGAGCCAGUAGGGAGGUGUCAGUACAACAAAGCCAGCCAAAGUAAGGGGCUGCAAGGACCCUCCCCUUGAUCUUGCUUAGCAGCCCCCUCCUCUCCUUAAGCUCCGCCAGGAAAGCUUUCUUCGAAGCCACUGCCGAAGCAGCCCAGAAGACUGAAGGUAGAGAAGGAUGUUUCAUAAAUUACCUGUCCUGGUACCAGUGCUGGCCUUGAUCGUAGGCCAGGUUCAUGGCUUCCCGAAGCCCGAGAGUGCCAGAGGAGAUAAAACCAUACACAACAGAGAAUUAAGCGUGGAGAGGCCGCUAGAAGAACAGAUUGCCGAGGCAGAGGAAGACAGAAGGAGCAAAAACAUCCUAGCAGAGAAUAAGCCAGAAUUCAGAAAUUAUUCCUUUGUUGAUGACUUGAACUUGCUCAAGUCGGCAGCAGAAAAAGAGAGGAAGGAAAAGGAAAGGGAAUCAAUCAGAAGCUCCCUGUAUGACCAGCAAGACGCCCUUGAUGAUGCAGAUUCCACCAAGAGUCGCAGGCUAGUGGAUGACUAUGACUCCACUAAAAGCGGUCUGGACUAUAAAUAUCAAGAUGACCCCGAUGGACUUCAUCAACUCGAUGGCACCCCGCUAACUGCCGAAGAUAUUGUCCAGAAGAUUGCCAUGAGAAUAUAUGAGGAAAACGACCGAGGAGUGUUUGACAAAAUUGUUUCCAAGCUUCUAAACCUGGGACUCAUCACAGAAAGCCAAGCCUACAUACUGGAGGAUGAGGUGGCUGAAGUGUUACAGCAGCUAAUUGCUAAUGAAGCCAAAGAUCGGGAAAAGGCGCCUGGAGAUCUUGAUUACCUUCCAAGCAGAAUAGAUAGCAAGGCUGAAGAAAAACAGGAGGAAAAAAUGGUGCCAAAAAAUAUGGACCAAGACGAUACCUUGGAUAACACUUGGACUUCCUCUAACAUGUUGGAAAGAAGGAACGAGCUGCCCCCUGAGGAUAAUUUCGAAGACCUCCAGUAUUUCCCUAACUUUUAUGAGCUACUGAAAAGCCUUAACUCAGAGAAAGAAGCCAAGGAAAAAGAAACCUUGAUCACGAUCAUGAAAACCUUAAUUGACUUUGUGAAGAUGAUGGUCAAAUAUGGAACCAUUACGCCUGAGGAAGGUGUUUCAUACCUGGAAAACCUGGAUGCAAUGAUCGCUCUGCAGGCCAAGAAGAAACUCGAGAAGCCCAGUGCUAAAAGCAAGCUGUCGGAUUGGUCACCGAAGCAGCGGACAGCACAAAAGCUUGGCAACAGCUGAAAUUCCAUUGAAUAUGAAACGCUGAAAGAUUCCACAAAAGCCGAAGAACAAAACACAGGAGACAACGAAGAGCCAAAAGGGAAAACAGAAACCUAUUUGGAAGCCAUCAGAAAGAACAUCGAAUGGCUGAAGAAACACAACAAGCAGGCAAACAAGGAAGGUAGGUUUGUGAGGAUUGAGAUACUUUACAAUCUUUCUAAACUGAGGGACUUCAUUGAUCAGCAAGCUGACGCUUACGUGGACAAGGGCAUCCUGGAUAAAGAAGAGGCAGAUGUGAUCAAACGUAUCUACGGCAGCCUGUGAGGCACAGAAAGGAGGAUGCCUCCUCGAAGCUGUAGGGAAUUCUAGUCUAGCUUCAUCCUCUUACGACCUUCAACCUGUUUUGUCUUUUUCUCAGUUUUCAAAGAGAUUAUUAGGAAGUGUUCUGUCUGCGUCGUAUUGAACCUUUUCCAGGUUAACAAAAAAAAACCACGUGUCAACUCCCCACAGUGACUGCACAAUAGUCUUUCCUGCACAUCCAUCAUCCCAUUUAAGGCAGACCUUUGCUGCCAACUUUAGAGUUAACAGGGUAAAACACUCCCUUUCCUGUUCCCUUUUGGUUAUUAUUUGACACCCGACUGCUCUACUGGAAAAGCCAAAUGUUUUUGAGGGAGAGCUCUCUUGCCCCAAAGACCACUCAUGUCACACUACUCAGUAGGAUCCAAGCACUGUGAGCAAAAGGGAGCGAAAGCCACUGAUACUGUUCUGCAAAUGCUUGCAGCCAGAGUUCUUGCAGUGCUAGGUUAGCCUGGUUCUGUUACAGUUCUUGUGCUCCUGCUUGUGGAAGCAGGGGUACCAGAUCUCGGACAAGCAGAACUCCUUUGGCCUUCCUUUCACUUGCUUGCACAAUGCACUAGUAGCGAGAGGUGUGCAGCACCCCUUCUGUAAGCAGAGUUCAGGAUCUGGCAAGGCGCUCUUGGAUCUAUCAAGGAGCAGCAGUGGCAUAGUGGUUAAGAGCAGGUGUACUCUAAUCUGGAGGAACCGGGUUUGAUUCCCUGCUCUGCCACCUGAGCUGUGGAGAAUCUGGGGAAUUCAGAUUAGCCUGUA
Sphaerodactylus townsendi is the source of this 3039-nucleotide messenger RNA. RefSeq names its product secretogranin III (gene SCG3). Gene Ontology annotation, biological process: protein localization to secretory granule. The transcript has 13 exons. Gene Ontology annotation, cellular component: secretory granule membrane. The record is from RefSeq and is a predicted model, not a curated record. Lineage: Eukaryota; Metazoa; Chordata; Lepidosauria; Squamata; Sphaerodactylidae.